Molecule: messenger RNA, 1820 nt
Organism: Erigeron canadensis
Lineage: Eukaryota; Viridiplantae; Streptophyta; Magnoliopsida; Asterales; Asteraceae
Product: protein KAKU4-like
Exons: 9
Coding region: 81-1553 (490 amino acids)
Biological process (GO): nuclear membrane organization
Cellular component (GO): nuclear envelope
Source: RefSeq, a predicted model, not a curated record
CCAUUCACUUCCAUCACUUUCCCCCGAUAUUUCCAAAACGUACUUUCUCUCCUUAUCCGUUCCAUCUCACCACCACCACCAUGGCUACCGGUUCCGACGCCACCGCCGAUAUCCCCUCCGGCAGAUCAGGCGGCAAAAUCUUGAAAUCAAGAAAAACCGCCACCAGAACCACUCCUUACGACCGCCCAAUUCCACCCCAAUCUCAGCAAUCAGAAAACCCUAAUUGGCUCACUGGACUCGUUUCCCCUGCUAAAUUUGUUGCAGGCGGUGCUACCAAGAUUCUUUCUUCUUUUUGGAACCCUAAAACUUGGGCCACACCUUCUUCUUCUUCUUCAGAAGACUCCGAUUCUGACUCAGGCGAUAAUACUGGAGAUGAUGAGAACCCUUCUGACAGUGUAAUUGCAGUGAAUCAGCAGCAGAUGGGCAGUUCCUCACACAAGAGUGAAACUUUACAUUUAAUUGAGCAGCUACUUAUGCUUGAACAAUAUUCAAGGGAAGAGUGUGAUAGACUGAUAGAGAUUAUCAAUUCACGAGCUGUAAAUUAUUCGAUGAGAGACGUUGCCGAUGCAGGACCAAGUAUGACACAUGGUGGGAUUAACAACGAGACUCCUGAUAUCCAGAAUCAAGCUAUCAUGGAAGCAAAGAAGUGGAUUGAAGAGAACAAAGUUAGAGCUGGUGUAAAGUCAACCAUGGAUAAUGGCAUCCACACUCUCAAAUCUGUUAUGACACCACAGGCGGCUGAAGUGGAAGCAGGCUCUCCCGUUGAUGUGGCGAAAUCGUAUAUGAAAGCUCGCCCGCCAUGGGCAUCUCCUAUAAGUCGUGAUAACUCUUUAACCCCAUCACCAUUAGCUGCAGAUUUGUUUAAGGAAAGAACACCCUAUAUUUCUGGUGGUGGAACUUCUUUCUCAUCUACAAAGAGAGAUUAUCUUUCCGCCGGAUCAUGGAAUAUUCAGGAUGAACUUCGGCGGGUGCGCUCCAAAGCAACUGAAGAUUUGCUCAACAGCAAUCGAUCUGUGCGAGCUGCACUCUCUGCAAUAGAACAUGAUACUCCAAAACCUUCUUUAGCGAGGGGUGACAUGUUCAAAGGCUUAAUGGAUAGAGAUGAGCCAAUUACUUCGGAAACACCAAAAUCAGGGGAUGAAACCGUGAACCUAGCUGCAGAUGAGAGUAUUCCUGGUCUCUCAGAUAUGAGGACUGCCCAGAAUGACUUGUCUGCUGAAGCCUUACCUUCCCAUCCUUCAAAGCCAGUUUUGGAGCAAUAUCAGGGGACCCAUUCGGACAACGCCACCACCAGGCUUAUUAGUGAAGGAUAUGAAUUAGAGAAAGAAGACGAGAGAGAUUUAGACCAGGGAAAUGAUAACGAAAUGGAUCAGGUAGACAAGAAUCGUUGUCCCAUGACUGAAUCAGCCGAUAUACCUCUCACCAAUAAUACUCAGAGUAGCUCUAACACCAACGAUCAUAGUUUGGCUACAAAGACAGAUGGCACAAUUGAAAAACGGGCAGCGACCAGAACUAGUAGGAGCUCUCGAAGAGGGAGAGGAAAAGGUAAUUGAUGGGAGGGUAGUUAUGUAACUUUGGUUCCUAUCAAUGAAUGUAGUGCAUCCUAGUGCCACUGCAUUGUAGCUUUGUUUAAUAGUUUGUAGUCUGGUUGGUGCAGAUGAGUGAAUCCGAGUUUGUGCUCAUUUUUAGGGUUAGAGUAGGUAGAGUGUAUCAUUGAGUCCUUGUAUCACAACUAAUCUAGUGUUUGACUAACCAUUUGCAAUUCACAAUCAUAUUGUAGGUGUACUAUGUAAUUUGAUAUAUUGUAACUUCUUAAUUCA